Molecule: messenger RNA, 1115 nt
Organism: Fusarium verticillioides 7600
Lineage: Eukaryota; Fungi; Ascomycota; Sordariomycetes; Hypocreales; Nectriaceae
Product: 3-oxoacyl-[acyl-carrier protein] reductase
Exons: 3
Coding region: 151-519 (122 amino acids)
Source: RefSeq, a predicted model, not a curated record
UAAGACUUAAAAUUAUGCGUUUGCGGUCAUAUACUUCUGUGAUAUCGGGCAACUUAACCAUUGAUAUGCCUGAAAAAUCCAAUCCCAUGCGUGGCUUUGGUCACUGGCGCUAGAUCAGGUAUUGGAAGUCAAGUCGCUGUAUCAUUUGCCAUGGAAGGGUGUCGGAGGCUCGCCUUGUUUGACAAAGACAGCACAGGUCUGAACGCUACUAAGGCGGCCAUCAAAACUGUAGGCGGAAAUGCAAAUCCAGAUGUGUUCAUCAGACACGUUGAUAAUCUUGACACCUAUGAAGUUGGCAAGAACAUGGAACUUGCUAUCAGGCAUUUCGGACGCAUUGACUAUGCCAUCAACUGUGGUGGUAUGUCUAUAAGCUGUUUUACUUUGACUCCUACUCACAAUGACUCUGGAAUGGAAUCUACGGCCCAACAAAGAAGAGUCAUGAAGAAACCCCUGAAGAGUUUGGUCAUGUCAUCAAUACCAACUUCCGUGGUCUGUGGCUGUUUGCCAGAGAAGAACUAAAACAUAUGAUCAGUCAAGAUGCUGGAGUUACUCAUGAUGGACGGCCUGGGUUUAGAGGUUCCAUUGUCAAUGUUGGAAGCAACCUUGGCCUUGUAGGGAAACUAGAAACUCGUAGAACAUGUUAUACCUCGAACAGGCUCAAAUUUUGAUUGACAGUUGGGACAGCGAUGUACAGUGCUUCAAAGGCAGCUAUCAUCAGUUUGACGAGAAGUGAUGCUAUCGACGUAAGUCGGACUAAUGGCUUGACCCCCCUACCUUCUUAUUUAACACACGCAGUAUGCAAAAGACCAGAUUCGUGUUAAUUGCGUUUGCCCUGGAGUUAUUGAAACUCCUAUGACGGCUAAUGUUCCAGAAGAUGACCCGGCCGUACAGACUGCCGUCAUGAAAAGAAAAGGAACCCCACAGGAAGUGACAGAUGCUAUUUUGUUCUUAUCUAGUCCUAAGGCUUCUUUCAUUCAAAGUGCUGCAUUGUCAGUCGAUGGGGGUUAUACUAUCAGUUAAGAGCAUUAAAAGAGAUCCAUGACAAGGGCACAAUAAUGAGCUGUAUUGGGGUAUCAAAUUCCUGUUUAAAGACUAAAAACAUCACUUUUCCCCAG